AUGCACGGUCCAGGGCCUCCAAGCUGGGAAGCCACCUCAUCGAGCCUGUUGUCGGCUCCCAGCAGCAGCUCUGCCGCCAUGCCGCCGCCCGACGUGCCCAUGGCGCCCGUCGCCUCCCCCAUAUGCACAUCUGCCCUGCCCAGCCUGGGUCUCUGGGAGGGCGCCGUGGAGGCCGAGCCGACGCAGAUCAACACUCAGACCAAACCGCACUUUGUCGAGGUGCACAAGGACAAGCUCACCGUCAGCUAUGUCGGCAAGGGCAACCACACCGACUUCGGGGUGAGUGGAGUGGCACACACAGGCAUCGCAUUGGGCGCGAGAUAGACACACGACGUGUUCAUGCUUCUCAUGGGUUUGAUGUGCGUGGGAUGCGAUUGGUCAUGUCAGGCGGUUCAGUCGAACCAUCCCGCCCCUAGUCGCCGCGUGGCGUAUUACUUUGAGGUCAAGGUGCUGGACGCCGGCACCCGGGGCAACAUCUGUGUGGGACUCAGCGACAAGACCACACUCCUCAACAGACAACCAGGACAAGAUCAAAAGUGACCACACACGCACACGACCAACACACAAUAAGUGCAUCUCUCUCUCUCUCUCUGUAUGUGUGUAUGUGUGUGUGUGUGUGUUUGUGUGUGUGUGCAGUUCCUAUGGUUAUCAGGGUGAGACCGGCAAGAAGUUCUGCGGCAACGGUCAGAAGGGCGAGGCCUACGGCCCCCCCUACGGCAAGAACGACACCGUCGGCUGCGGCAUACACUACACCAAGGGUCACGUUUUCUUCACUCUCAACGGCAAACACCUCGGUCAGUGCCAUGCCACACACAGACGAACCACCUCACCUCCCGGACAGCCAGCCAGCUCAUGCAUUCUGCGUGCCGUCCUGCCCUGUGUGUUUUGCAGGUCGGGCUAGCGGGCUGGGCCCGUCUGAGUACUACCCCACUGUUGGUCUGCACAGUCCGGGUGAGAAGGUGCAGUUCAACUUCACCGGGCCCUUCAUGUUCGACCUUCAGACACUCAUACAAGUGGGCGAUACACACACGAAUGGGUCCGCAUUGGCUGGCUGACGGGUUUUUGUGUGUUUCUGUGUGUGUCAGGGUGAGUGUCAGGAGGAGCGCAGGAUCAUAUCGCGCGAGCAGGUGUCCACCAGAAUGCUCCACGACCUUGUCCGGUCAUACCUCCUGCACGCCGGCUUCCACAAGACGCUACGCGCAUUCGAACGAACCAGCAGUGAGCAGGGCACCGACACAAGCAGACACAACGCUUAGUUACGAGCCGUGCACUCUUGCACUCUCAUCGCAGGUUCAGCCGACACCGACGUGACGAUGCAGGACGCCCCCUCCCCCUCCCCCUUCCCGCCCUCCGGCCCCUCCCUGCUCGCCAACGGCCCCUCCAAGCAGAUCGACACUGACACAGGCAUGCACGACGACACUCCCAGAGACAGGCGAAGACAGCCGGAUGACGCACACCAGCCAUCUGCAGCACCGGCAGCAGCAGCACCGGCGGCGGCAGCCGGCGCAGGCAGCAGCAGCCGUGCGUGUUCGAUUGAUGAGGACGAGCAGAGGGCGGUGGGUGUGGGUGACGGUGAGGGUGGCGUUGGCGCCAGGACGCUGUCGGGUCUGGCGGUGGCGGAGCAUGCGCUGAGGAAACUCAGGCAGACAGUCGUCGUCAGGCAAAGUAAGCUGACUGCCUGACGCACGACACCUCAUGUGACAUAAGGUGAGCUUGGGAUGGCUUGUCUGGUGAUUGCUCUUCCAGGCAUCCGGCGUGCCAUCUGUUCUGGGCGGAUACCUGAGGCGAUUGAGAUCAUCAACCAGCACUUCCCCAGGGUCCUCACGGUAGUCGUCACUGCAGUCACACGAGCACAAGGCUGACUGGCCUCUGUGUUGUUGUGCGCUGUGCUGUGUGGUCAGGAGCAGCCCCCCUCCCUUGCUGUCGUGCUGGUCGUCUCCCAACAGGUAGCACAUCCAGACAAAGCCAGACAAUCGCCGCGGUGCCGACUGACUGUCUCUGUCGUCGUGUGGUGUGUGUGUCAUCACCAGAUAGUAGAGUUGAUCCAGCGGAAUGACGUCAAGGGCGCCCUGAGUUGGCUGCGGCAGGAGUGCAGGGCCGUCAGGGACGGCACCGCACACGCCAAAACCGCACUCGAAGUACUGACGGAUGGAAUGGAUAGAUCAGAAUAUUGAUGCACUUCCGCACGUGUGUUGCAUUCAAUGCAUGUAUGUGUCUGUGUGUGCAGGAGACGGCGGCGUUGAUAGCGUAUCGUGACCCCGAGCGGUCCCCCCUGGCGCACCACUUCGACCCAUCGAGGCGGCAGCUGGCCGCAGACCUCAUCAACCAACACAUCAUCGGUGCGGUACACACAGACAUUCAUGACAUGACACACACGCAGAGAGACCAGCGUGAUCGAGCCAGCCAGCCAGGUGGAAUGUGGAGGGUCCAUCCAUCCGUCCGUCCAUCCGUGCAGAGCGUGAGUUGGGUCUGAGCGGAUGGGCGCCUCUCCACGUGCUUGUGAGACAAGUCGUGGCGGCCAGGUGCAUAGACGCACAUACCAGCACAGUGGCGCUCAGAUCCUUCUGGGCCCCUUCUGUGUCUGUGUCGGUGUCUGCAGGCGUCUGCUGUUCGAGCGCAACUUGUCUCGCGGCCCGUACCCUCAUUCCCGCCACCUGUGCCAGGCUCCCCUGUACCAAAACAACCCACCAACUAUCCCACCCCAGAUGCAGGCAACCGACAACUGAGGGAGGGGGGCGGCGCGGUGUGUUCAGAAGAUGAGGCAUGUAUCCCCGUAGGCUGCAUCUAUCUUGUUCAGUCAGCUGCAUGGAUGGCAUGUAUACAUGGAUGACAGAAUGUUGCGCGUGGGUGUCAUGCGUGAGUGUAUCAUAGACAGGUAGGCGACUUAUUGAUUACUAAUUGGAGGCGAGGGACCGUGUGGAUGCAUUAAUUGCAUGGCC
Vitrella brassicaformis is the source of this 2939-nucleotide messenger RNA. The record is from the annotation of a GenBank genome assembly. NCBI's taxonomy places the organism in Eukaryota, Vitrellaceae.